Molecule: messenger RNA, 546 nt
Organism: Candidula unifasciata
Lineage: Eukaryota; Metazoa; Mollusca; Gastropoda; Stylommatophora; Geomitridae
Source: the annotation of a GenBank genome assembly
AUGUCCAACAUGGACUUUGAGAUCCCAGAUGAUAUUGACCUCAGUAAAUGCCCGGGCUUGGUGGAGAUUAACCAGAGCACCCCGAACUGGAAGCGGGACAUGAUCGAGAAGAAGAACCAGGAGAAGAUUGAGGAGUAUGUGAAAAAGGUACUGAAGGAAAGAGAACAAGAAGCCAAGUGGAAGAAUGUCCCAGAAUGGAAAAAGAAGAUUCUACAGAAAAAGGAUGAGGAGGAAGCUACAGGAAGCAGCGUCACACCGGAGACAAAAACAAGCAGUAAGAAUCCUGAAAUAAAAGUGGCAUUAAAAAAAGCCACCAAAAAGCCACCUCCUCCACCGCCAAGGGAAAUCAAGGAGGACUUUUCUUCUUUAAAACCUAAAGGCGACAUCGUUCCUGCAGCACUCAGCAUCGAUCCCGAGGAACUUGCCGCCAUGCCGCCAUGGAAGCGAGAACUACUAUUUAAGCGAGACAAAGUGCCCGUCACAUUUUCCAAUGAAUUCAACCCGGACGAAGAUUCAGCAGCCGACGGCGACAAAACCACCAGUUGA